Messenger RNA from Bombus huntii, 5882 nucleotides. RefSeq names its product oxysterol-binding protein-related protein 8 (gene Orp8). The record is from RefSeq and is a predicted model, not a curated record. Gene Ontology annotation, cellular component: intracellular membrane-bounded organelle; membrane; cytosol. Bases 577 to 3690 code for a protein of 1037 amino acids. Gene Ontology annotation, molecular function: cholesterol binding. The transcript has 18 exons. NCBI's taxonomy places the organism in Eukaryota, Metazoa, Arthropoda, Insecta, Hymenoptera, Apidae.
AUAUAAUCAUGAUAGUCAUUUACACUCUGUAUAGUGCAAAUGAAAUUUUAAAAUGUUUUAUAUAACACACGUAAUAUAUUCGUAAAAGUUUUUAUAAAUGUUCCAAUGCUGAGUAACUGUAGAUCGUGUGUGUCGUUCCUGGGAGCAAUUUUCGUUCGUUAAAAUGUUUACGCUUUAUUGAAUCUGCAUCAAUAAUAAGGCAUAUAAUAGCGACGUUUUAUGCGUCGUACAUCUUCAUUCUGAAUAACUUACUAGGCCCAUAUGUUUAUAGUUAAGCUAUAACAGUAAGUGAUCAAUGGAACAUCGGACUUUGCGCUCGCGCCGUCGUACUUCACUCGUCGGUGUAUGUAUAUUCCCUUUUCCUUGCUUCGAAUGUUUCUACCCAAAUCACUAAAAAAGUCAGUUAAUUUUGAAAUCGUAAUUGAAAUUUUAAUUCUGUAUAUAAUGGUGAAUAUGUAAUAUUCAUGUCGUCGUCUUUUACACUUUGAUACACUUCUAUAAGUGUAAUUAAUCAUUAUCUGUUAUAACAUAUAUAAGUAUUGACUGGACAAACAAUUGUUCGAAAUCAGAUCCAUCAUGAUUUCCCAACCAAUUGUGGUACCUGGAGGUGAACAUCGAACAUCACAAUCAGAAACCCACUCUAUGUCUGUUGGAAGUACAUCUGAUUGCUUUAAGACCAUGACACCGCCGAAUGUAAGCAGAUCACUUAGUAACCGUGUUAGUGACAGUGGAUAUGGUACAUUACCAAGUAAGCUAGAACCAGUGGAUCAACAACUUCGACGAAGCAGUGUUCAAGUUCAAUCUGCAACAUUACCUAAACUUCCAUCAACAGAGUCCCUAUCAACAAGUGUAAAUUUUGCAACUGCUGCACCUCCACUAUCUCCAGGUUUAACAACUACAAUGGGAGAAACAAAUCAAAAAACAGAUAACGCAUCUGAUAAGUCUUUAGAUUCUUGUAAGUUAACAAGAAAAGAAUCAUAUAAGGCUCAAAGAAAGAAUUACCGGAUGGAGAAGAAAAGAGUUGCCAAUGAACUCUUAAGUUCGUUUAAAGAUCCAACUGUUAUUGUUAUGAGCGAUUGGCUUAAAGUUCGUGGUACAUUAAAGAGUUGGACAAAAUUGUGGUGCAUCCUGAAGCCUGGUUUACUAUUGCUAUACAAAAGUCCAAAAACAAAAAGUAAUCACUGGGUGGGAACGGUUUUACUUAAUACAUGUCAAGUAAUAGAACGUCCAAGCAAGAAAGAUGGAUUUUGUUUUAAAUUGUUUCAUCCCUUGGAACAGUCAAUAUGGGCUCCAAGAGGCCCAGAAAAAGAAGCUAUUGGUGCGGUUGUACAACCUUUGCCAACAUCUUAUUUAAUAUUUAGAGCACCUUCACAGGCAGCUGGUAAAUGUUGGUUGGAUGCACUUGAAUUAUCUUUACGUUGUUCAUCUUUAAUAGUACGCUCAACAAGUGCAUUACCGCGUGCUUUACCACAUGAUACUACAACAACUCAUGAAACUCAGUGGAGUGAAGCAGAUUAUGAAAAACACUUUGAUGAACAUGUAUGCUUGUCUAAUUAUGCUCCUCAAUCACCUACAACACCUCAAAGACGUUUGUUAUCAUGUCCUCAGCCUUUAACACCUUCUAUGUCAAAUAAUCCUAAAAGUGUUUGUCCUUCACCAACUCCAAUGUUUCAGCAGUUAUAUCAUGCAGUAGCAUAUUGGGAGAAACAAUUUUGCGAUAAAUCUCCACCUGUCGCUGCAGAUACAGAUAUUAUUUUGUCUUCGAAUACUGUAGACAUGUUAGGUGAUGGAGAUACUUAUCCCCAUUUUGAAUCUUCUAUCUCCAAGCCUAUUACGUCUUGCACUCGACGCAUGACUGUUCCUUCUGUACAUGUCCUGGAGUAUGAUACUCCAACAGUAGUAACGCUAGAUCCUAUGCACUCCUCACAUAUAGACCUGGACGACAUUAGCCAACCAGAGAACGGAGUAGCAGCUGAUGCAGAAAUUAGUGCAUCAGACAGUGAAUCUGAAGGGUCAGCUAAAGAAGAUCAACAAGAAACAAUUAACGAAACUCUAUAUGUUGCGAAUGAGCAAGAAGUCCUUGGAGCGGCUGGAGAAGUAGUUACAGAAUUACAGGAAGAACAAAAAUCUUUAAUAUGGUUCUUGAUGAAACAAGUUCGACCAGGCAUGGAUUUAUCGAAAGUAGUCUUGCCGACUUUUAUUUUAGAACCUCGUUCGUUCCUAGAAAAACUGGCUGAUUCUUAUUACCAUGCAGAUUUAUUGUCCCAAGCAGUAGUGGAAGAUGAUGCAUUUACACGUAUGAAAGGUGUUGUUAAAUGGUAUUUAUCUGGAUUUUAUAAAAAACCUCAGGGUUUGAAGAAACCAUACAACCCGCUUUUGGGUGAAACUUUCCGCUGUUAUUGGCAGCAUUCUAAUGGUUCAAGGACUUUCUAUAUUGCUGAACAGUUAUCUCAUCAUCCACCUAUAUCAGGCUUCUAUGUUACAAAUCGACAAGAUGGAUUUACUAUUAGUGCUACAAUUAUUGCUAAAUCUAAAUUUUAUGGAAAUUCAACAUCAGCAGUUUUAGAUGGUGUUGCAAUACUGACAAUGUUGCCCAGAGGAGAAGAUUAUACAAUGACGAUACCUUACGCCCAUUGUAAAGGUAUUCUUAUGGGAACAUUAUCUAUGGAAUUAGGUGGGAAAGUUCAUAUAAAUUGUGAAAAGACAGGUUAUCAUACUGAACUAGAAUUCAAACUCAAGCCAUUUCUUGGAGGUGCAGAACAAAUGAAUCAAGUUACAGGAGGAAUACGUCUAGGAAAAGAAACUCUUGCUAUUAUAUCAGGCUAUUGGGAUGGUCAAAUAUUAAUUACAGAUAAAAGAACUGGGCAAGAAAGUGUGUUUUUCAAUCCUACUCCAGAAAUACGUAAAAAGAGAUUGAAAAAGUACACUGUACCUCUAGAACAUCAAGGUCCAUGGGAAAGUGAGAAAUUAUGGUACGAUGUUACUCAGGCAAUUAAUGGCGAUGAUCAAGUUGCUGCUACUGACGCAAAAACUCAAUUGGAAGAAGCACAAAGAGAGCGUGCUAAAGAACGAAAACUUAAAGGACAGGAAUGGAUUCCUAAGCAUUUUGUUCAGGAUAUUAUAACGGGUAACUGGGUUUAUCGACAUGCGGAUGUUCGACCAUGGGAUCCUAGAAAUGAUGUUGUACAAUAUGAACAAGAUUACAUAGUACGUACGAAAACUAGACACAAAACACCAAUUAUGCGUACUGGAAGUAUCGUAUCAACUGAACCACAGACACAGGUUCCACUUCUUCAAGCUGAGUCACGUUCUUCGCUUUCUGUAUUAAAAUCUUCCAAAAGACAGUUGUCUAAUAAUUUACCAUUAACAGAGACCGCUCAUGAUUCUGGGAGUUCCUCUGCAGAGGUACACUCAGAUUCUAGUCAGUCAGUAGGUAAAAGAAAACGUUCUACAGCUAGGAUAAUGGAUCUUAUAAAGGACAUAGAAAGACAAAUGUUAGAACAUAGUGAUAGACUUAAUCAUAUAAAACACAUAUUAGAACAACUUGCUAUAAUACAAAGAGAACAAGUUUAUCAACACCAUAGUAUAAAUAUGUUGAAAAGCUUCAUUGAUACGAUUCUUGUUAUUAUAAUAGUUUUCUCUGUACAAUACUUUGUAAAAAUAUGGACCGAUGAACCUAGCGGAGGUUGAAGAGUAUGAUAACAGAAUCGUAGUAUAAAUUGUAUAUAUUAUUUAUCUUCUCUCAAUUCGGAUUAUCAGCUUUUGCGCCAGGAACAAGCUUUGAAAAGAAAAAUCUUAAAAUUUGAAGUACCUAAUUUACACGUGUUUUUAUGGGAGAUAAUAAAACACGCCGUUUUUAAUAGAAUACCGCUAAAUGGAUAGAGUAAAAUAAUUUAGAACUAUUAAAGAUAUACUUAUUCAGGUAAUCGUAGUGCAAUGUUAUUUUAUUUAUAGCUUUUGGAUAGUUUAAUUUUUGAUUUGUAAGAUGGUACGUUAUGGCUAUAUAAAUGUAAGCUACAUUCUCUAGUGAUUAAUAUAACACUUAUAGUUUUUGUUAAACGCUCCUCACGCCAGCAAUGAACUAUACAAGGUAAAAGGAAUUUUUUUGAGCUUAUCAAUAGUAAUAUUUUGAGCUUAUAUAUAAUAUUUUAUGUGCUAAUGCACAAGAAAAUAAUUAUAUAUUUAUUCAGAAAUUCUAAUGAUGUUGUAGUAUUUACUGCAGGCGCUCAAUAGUAAAAUGUAUCGAUGAUAAUAAUAAGAUAAUUGUAAAGAUAUAACGACAUAUAUUAUUAUAAAUUUUAUUAUCUUGGAAUUAUGGCGACUAUAAAAUAGGAAAAGCUAAUUGCAGUUUAAAGUAAUAUAUAGAAUUAAUUUUAUAGUGCAUCAGUAUUAUUAUUUUGAUUAAUACAAUGAAAUUCCUAAUAAAAUAAGUAUCAAAUAUUAGAAUUGUGCACACGAUAUGAAACAAGAGUUACAUCCAAAUUUUUGCUACAUAACUUAAAUCAUGAAUUUAUUUUGUGUCAUUUGCAUCUUCCUGUUAAUAAACAUAUUAUGAUGCAUUUAAUAUUAGAGCAAUACUAUGCUUUUAUAUUUAGAAUGAGUUUUAUUGAUGAUUGUUUUAUACUUAUAUAAUUUAAAGCAUAUUUCUAAAUAUGUUUACAAAUGAUUGAAAAGUUCUUGUAAUUUUAUUAGACAUACUUAAAUGUUUACUUUAAAAAUAAAGAUGAACUUGAAAUAAAGAUGAAAGAAUAUAUUUAGUAAAAUAAAAACAAUUUAGACCACAGUAAUGCCAUUGUUGAAAUAUCAAUUUGUGAUGGAUAAUUUUUUAAUUUAACAAUAUAUCAUAUAAAAUUAAAAAUAUUGACAAUAUACAUACACUUCUCGUCAAAAAGAUAGUCCAGGUGUGCUAUCUUUAAUUUUUAAAGUUUUUCGUCUGUAACGCAUAAUAUCGAAACAUUAUGAGCUCAGAAUAUGCGGUUCGUUGAAAAUAAUUAAAAAUAUUAUAAGAUUUAUUCUGAGCUCAUAAUGUUUUGAUAUUAUAUUAUAUUACAGACGAGAAACUUUACACACGUCAUUGAGAAAUUAAAGAUAGCACACCUGGGUUAUCUUUUUGGCGAGAAGUGCAUAUAAUAAAUACAUUAAUAAUUCUGUAUCAGUUCAAAGCUUCGAAUUGACUUUUUAGCUAAGUAUAACAAAAUAAAACUUUUAAAUGGUAGUCAAUGUCCUUGUUUAUGAAAAAAUUACAUAAAAAUAAAAUUUAAUUGAUGUUUUAAUAUCUUUACUUUAAUUAAUAUGUAGUGUACAUACUUCAAUAAAACAAAAGACAGAUAAACCUUUGUAUAAAUAAUAAUUCAUUUAUUAUUAGUAUAAAUUAAUUUCGUUUAUAAAAACAAAUUAUAAAUAAUAUGAUCUAUAAAAUUUCAAUACUAAGUAUAACAAAAUAAAACUUUUAAAUGGUAGUCAAUGUCCUUGUUUAUGAAAAAAUUACAUAAAAAUAAAAUUUAAUUGAUGUUUUAAUAUCUUUACUUUGAUUAAUAUGUAGUGUACAUACUUCAAUAAAACAAAAGACAGAUAAACCUUUGUAUAAAUAAUAAUUCAUUUAUUAUUAGUAUAAAUUAAUUUCGUUUAUAAAAAUAAAUUAUAAAUAAUAUGAUCUAUAAAAUUUCAAUACCAUCCUUUACUAAUUUUUUAUAUAUAUAGAAAUUAUUUUUCUAUAGUAAAUAUGUAUAAAUAUUUUUUAACUGUUACUACAUGUUUAGUGCAAUUUAAAUGAAUAUUAUUUUUUUAAAAUAGAGGAGUAAAAUAUUCCUUAAUUAUUAACAUUUUUAUUUACAUAAAAAUUAUGAGAAAAAUUAUAUUCAAAUUAAUGUCCUGUUGCAUGA